Messenger RNA from Myxocyprinus asiaticus (Chinese sucker), 3845 nucleotides. It is a transcript of the gene znf710b, whose product is annotated as zinc finger protein 710b. The transcript is spliced from 5 exons. Lineage: Eukaryota; Metazoa; Chordata; Actinopteri; Cypriniformes; Catostomidae. Gene Ontology annotation, molecular function: DNA-binding transcription factor activity; RNA polymerase II cis-regulatory region sequence-specific DNA binding. The record is from RefSeq and is a predicted model, not a curated record. Gene Ontology annotation, biological process: regulation of transcription by RNA polymerase II. Bases 133 to 2250 code for a protein of 705 amino acids.
UGCAUUCAGAGAGAGAACAGAGAGAGAGAGUACGAGAAACACAGAAGAGAGAGUGUUUGUGUGCUGGUAUAGAGAACACUGUACAAGAGAGAGGGGGGCAAUAGGUGAAUUCGAACCUGUGACUGCCUUAAGAUGAGAUCUCUCAAACACCUGAAACCACAGACCAAGAAAAAUGUGGAGGAGAAGACACAGCGGCUGGUCAGAUGUUAUUCUGAGGCUAUGCACCAGCAGAUGGACGCAGGGACACAGACAGACCCUGUGGUGGUCCUGUCUCUGGCCCAAGCUGCUGUGUUGGGACUCAUCUCCCAGAACGAGGUCUUUGGUGCCACCAUCGCCCCAAAUGGCUUCUACACUGGAGACCCGAAAGAGUCCCCAGCUCCACCAGGUGAAAGAAUGGACUAUGAGUAUGCUGACCAGCUUAUAGGUGCCAAUGGCGACUACCUUGGGGAGAAUUUGGGUGAGGAUGGGCACAUGCACUCCUGCUGUGCCGAGAGAAGGUGGCAGGGGCCAUCAGAGAACAAUAAACCCCCUGUUAGGCAACAAGAAUCACAUAUUAAAGGAGAGUCUGUAACCCCAGGUUUUCCUUCUUGCAAUCACAUGAUGAACAGCAUGGUGUCUAGAGAAGGAAUACAGAUGGUGGACCCCUCCAGCUACAGGGUUGCCCCCAAACUCCACCCCAACAACUGCUGCUCCACCUGCGUCCGAGACCCCAAGUGUACACACCCUCCACCCGAUCCACAUUUACAUCCUCACCCCCAUGCCCACACACAUGCACCUCAUGAGGUGCCUUCACGCAACAGGGCUCACUCACAAGAAAAAGGAGUAGAUGAAGUUGCACAGGAUGUGGUCAAUGGAAGAAACGGCAUGGUGAAAACUGGAAGUGGUGGCGAGGAAAUAAGCAGCUACUUUCAGGCCAGUGAGGUUGGCUACGAGGGUGGGGAGAUGGAAGAGGUCGGGGACUUUGAAGAAAAUAGCGAGGGGAUGUUCUGGGGGGAGACUGUGGAGGGAGAGGCACCUCGUGGCCGCCGUAUAGACCGACUGGACAUCAACAUUCAGAUCAACGAGUCAUACUGCGUGGAUGUUGGCGAGGGCCUAAAGCGCUGGAAGUGCCGCAUGUGUGAGAAGUCGUACACCUCCAAGUACAAUCUGGUCACGCACAUAUUGGGCCACAAUGGCAUCAAGCCACAUGCAUGCCCACACUGCGGCAAACUCUUCAAACAGCCCAGUCACCUACAGACACACCUGCUGACCCACCAGGGCACGCGGCCACACAAGUGCACUGUGUGCAAGAAGGGCUUCACCCAAACCAGCCACUUGAAGCGCCACAUGUUGCAGCACACCGACGUUAAGCCCUACAGUUGCCGCUUUUGUCGUCGCGGUUUUGCCUAUCCUAGUGAACUCCGUGCUCAUGAAGUUAAGCAUGAACGAGGCCGAUGCCAUGUCUGUUCACAGUGCGGCAUGGAGUUUCCCACCUAUGCCCACCUGAAGCGUCAUCAGGUGAGCCACCAAGGACCUUCCACCUUCCAGUGCAACCAAUGCAACAAGUCUUUCGCCUACCGCAGCCAGCUGCAAAACCACAUGUUGAAGCACCAAAUGCAUCGCUCCUUCUCCUGCAGUCAUUGUGGCCUGCAGUUCCUUCAGCUGCAUCAGCUACGCCAACACUCCCUCACACACAAGACAAACAAGCCUCAGGCCCGUGCUACAAAGGGAACAAAGGGGUUUAAAUGUGAUGUAUGUUCACGAGAAUUUACAUUGUCUGCAAACCUGAAGAGGCACAUGUUAAUUCACGCCAGUGUCCGACCCUUCCAGUGUCAUGUGUGCUUCAAAUCUUUUGUCCAGAAACAGACCCUCAAAACUCACAUGAUCGUACACCUGCCUGUGAAGCCCUUCAAGUGCAAAGUAUGUGGAAAGUCAUUUAACCGAAUGUACAACCUCCUGGGCCACAUGCAUCUCCAUGCUGGCAGUAAACCCUUCAAGUGUGCAUAUUGCUCCAGUAAAUUUAAUCUGAAGGGAAAUCUCAGCAGACACAUGAAAGUUAAACAUGGAAUGGAUGUCUCUCCAGAUGGACAAGAUGCUCCACCUGACAUGGAGUCCCAUGCGGACUUUGAGGAGGAGAACUUCAAUUUCGCAGCACCACAGAAUAUGGAAAAUAACGAUGCACCGAACCUAACUAAGCUCUCUGAAGUGGCCAUCCAGGAGCUUGACUAUUACAACUUUGGGAAGGAUGUGGGAAGCUACAAUUCAGCAUAAACACUAUCUGAAUUAAAGACAAGCUGAAUAAGGAAAGUAACAAAUGGCCUGAGCUGGCACUUCUCAACCAUGAGUUGAUUGAGUUGUUCCUCCAUGAGAACCACUGCUCGCCUUUUUGAAGUUGCUGAAGAGCAAGUAGUUGGAGGCCAUAUUGGCCUCCUGGGGUUGAUGUCAUGGAGUAGGUACUCUGCUUCUAUAGUUUGCUGUUGACUCGUUUAAGUUCUAACAAACCUCAACUCUGUACUGUUAGUAUGUUUUGGAUUAUAUGGUUACAUUUAAUAACUGAAACAUUAGCGUCAUGAAACCAUACUAAAUUGCAGAUGUGUACACUUGCAAUCUUGUGCAAAGUAUUCCACAGUCCUCCCAAUUUAAUUUUGGUUGGUAAUAUUGGAUAAGCAGGUGCAUGCAGCCUUGUGGCCUUCAUUGGUGCGGUACCUCAGAGUAGUCUAUUAACUAGUUAUUUCAAAGUUACUCAAACUUUUAGGCUAUGAGUAACUGAAAGUGAAAGCAAUAUACACCGAUCAGCCACAACAUUAAAACAACCUGCCUAAUAUUGUGUAGAUCCGCCUCGUGCCACCAAAACACUGCCAACCAUUCUGAGAUGCUAUUUUUCUCACCACAAUUGUACAGAGCGGUUAUCUGAGUUACUGAAGACUUUGUCAGUUUGAACCAGUCUGGCCAUUCUCUGUUGACCUCUCUCAUCAAUAAGGCAUAUCCAUCCCCCGAACAUCCGCUCACUGGAUUUUUUUUGUUUUUGGCACCUUUCGGAGUAAAUUCUAUAGACUGUUGUGUGUGAAAAUCCCAGGAGAUCAUCAGUUACAGAAAUACUAAAACCAGCCUGUCUGGCAUCAACAAUCAUCCAUGCUAUUAUCUAAUCAGCCAAUCGUGUGGCAGCCGUGCAGUGCAUAAAAUCAUGUAGAUACGGGUCAGGAGCUUCAGUUAAUGUUCACAUCAACAAUCAGAGUGGGGAAAAAAAUUCUCUCAAUGAUUUGGACUGUGGCAUGAUUGUUGGUGCCAUUUUGGUGGCACAAGGGGGACCCACACAAAAUAUUAGGCAGGUGGUUUUAAUGUUGUGGCUGAUCAGUGUAUAUUGCCCUCACUUUCAGUUACUCAUAGAAAUGCACAGAAAAAAAAAAAAAACAGGCCCAUAUUUUUGUUGUUGUUGUUGCUUGAGCAGGAAAGUCAAGUAAAAUGGUUGGAUUUCUGCCUGUGUAAAAUUGGCUUGUGUGUGUGUAUGUAAAAAAAAAAAGAAAAAAAAGUGUGUGCCUGGGCCCCAUGUCCAAAGCUACUGCUCUCUUUUCUGGUACAGGACCAUAUGCUGCCCAUUCCUGAGCACAACUACCGUUGCCAGAACUAAAAAUCUUAAACUACUUCUUCAAACAUUUGGAGAAUUACUUUGUAUUGACUUCCUAUUUAUUUUGCACUUUGAAAAAUAUUUUACUUAUGAGCCUUUUUCAUCACUGACUGUUUGAUUUUCGGUGUAAUUUUAUCUCCAAGGAGAUAACAAGCCUGUAUUACGUUCAUAAAAGCUGUUUCUCUAGGCAACUUUGCCAAUUCUGUAGAUUCUUUAAUAAACUCUGGUUUUGAAGUUUAAA